UGAAUAGCAAGGCAAAGGAAAUGGAGGUCUGCUAGCAUGGUAGCUGAUCCUAACUAACAAUAACUGGAAAAUAGUCAUUUACGUCGAAGUGUUGCUAACUUUGGAUCCUAGUAUGGACGCAAUGGAAAAUAACAAUCCUACUAAUGAUGAUGAUGAUAACUCAGAGGAACAGCAGAGUCUGUCUGAAGGAGCAGAGGCGGGCGUUAGGCCAACUUUGUCCCAGGUUAGAAAGUCCUGGGGAUUCAGACGGACAACCAUUGCCAAGAGGGAGUUCAUGGCGGAAGUCGGAGAGCUAGCCAAUAGUCCUCCACUUGUUCGAAGAGGCAGAAGUCGCAGAACCAACCUAACACUCCAGACUGACACAGAGACCGACACCACACAGAGAGCUCGUCGAAGCACCAGAAGUGUUUUAGAAGACCUCCAGUGGUCUGCCCCAUCCUCACCUGUAUCAGAACCAGUCCCUGAGGAUUCAGCAGUAGUUAGUCUUGAUCCUAGCUUGUGGCAGGAUUUUGGGUCUGCCUUCCACACUGCAUUCUCCCUGCUUGGGGGAGAUGACGCCCCGUCAGUCACUGAUACUGAUCCACUGGGGGUCACUGACAUUUUGGAACCCACUAAUGAAAUUGAGGAAGCCAGUCCACAAGUUAUAGACUUAACUGAGGUUCAUGACAAAGUAGAUGACAUGGAGAUUACUCAGUCAAUGGCUCCUGAAAAUGUAGCAGAAGGGGAGAUCCAUGACAUUGUUAUGAUCUCGAGUCAAGAAGAAGACAGUGAUGAACUGACCCUAUCGCAGAUUAAGGAGCAGCUAAUUUCCAGCGGCAGGGGCAGGGCGACAGGUGGUCGAGGGGGUAAAGGUGGAAGAAGAAAGGUCGGAGGAAAUGGGAGAGGCAGAGGAAAAGGUAGAAGAAAGGGUAAAGGUAGGGGAAGAGGGAGGGGAAAGGCAAUAGAGCUCCAGUCAAUCAUUGCAGAUGGUGAGGACAGUGAUGAUGAGCUGUUGCUUGAAAAUUCAGUAGAGCAGCAACAUUUACAAGAGGAGGAGAAAGAAAACAAUCCACACAGCCCUACUGAGUUCGAGGUAUCAUCUGCCCACUUCAGUGUCACUCACAGUCCUGCUAGGCAAGAGUCAAGUUCAAACUGCAUAUUCUUAGCCAGUGAUUUUAACCAGACUACUGCUGUAAGUCAUGGCCAGUAUGAUGAUGCUCUAGAGGAGGUGGGAGAAGAGGAGGAGAAGAAAGAUGCUGAAAUUACAGAGGAAUAUCCAAAUGUGUCAGACCCAGAACAAUAUGACUCCAGUGUCCUAUGCUGCAUCUGUCACCAAAACCACGAUAAGAGGUUGAUGAUCUCAUGUGACAGUUGCGAGAAGUGGUUCCAUGGUGAUUGCGUUGGUAUCAGUGACACAGAGGACCAGAAGAUGGAGAGGAAAAGGCGGGAGUACACGUGUCCACCCUGCAUUACGAAAAAGGAGAUUAAACCUCAGUCUCAUUCUCAGCCAGAGUCGGAGUUUAGAUUUCCUGAACACUUGGCAGCAAGUCCUGCUGGUGAAGAAUUGUUGGACGGAGAAGAGCAGCUAUCGCUUAAGGAGACCAGAGAGGGAGUAGAGAAGGAAGAGCAGGCUCUAAAGAUGAGACCUGAAACUGACAUGGAGACGGAUAGCUCUCUUCCUGUGUGCAUGGGACCUGGCUGCUCCAAACAGCCGCUACCAGAUUCGGUUUACUGUGGCAGCAACUGCAUCGUUCAGCAUGCUGCUCUCACCAUGCAGACGCUCUCAGACCCUAAGGUACCCAAGUCCAAGGGACUGGCACAGAGAAAACCUGCAACUGCCAGACCCACUGUAAAGGCUGAAAGGCCAAGUCGGGUGUCUAAAAGGUUGGCAGGAAAAACUUCCGAAAAUGCUGAAGAAGGGGAGAUGAAAGAGGAUGUUGGAAAGCAGGAGAUGGCUGCAUCGCCUACAGCCUGUGACCCCAGUCUCACAGAUGUUCAAUCCACUUCCAUAGCAUCAUCUAACUUAGACACAGCGUCUAAUGAAGUCAGUAAGAAGCAAGAAGAUGACCCUGAAACCAUGUCCCUUUCAAAACAAAGUCCAGAAGACUGGUUGAAAGACACCACGCCUGCAACUGAGGACGCCCCACUGGAGAGCCAGUCUGAAGAAAAACCAGGGGAGCCAGAACACAGUGGUGUGGAAUGUGCAGGAUCAGGUCCCUCAACACCGUCCACACCUGCAAAAUUGAAUCAUACUUCUGCAGCACCAUCUCCAACCAACUCAUCUACCAGACAUCAUGGGACUGGCGCCCUAAUAGUAACAAAGACUGCAUAUGUUAUACCAAAGAAACAGUCUGCAUCUCAGUCUCCAUCCGGCCAUGUGGCAGUCUCAGCAUCGUUCCAGAAGCCCCCUCCAGGCCCAACAUUGGUGAACGAAACCCGGAAUCUGCCCGUUUCGCCGGCACCGAGUGCUCCCUCUGCCAGACCCUCUCAGCCCAAUAACCAGGUCAGACAGAGCAUCCAGCGCUCCCUUACAAGCAUCCUGUUCAAGAGGAUAUGUGAAUGUCAGGAUUUGGAGAUAUCCGAGAGUGAAGUUGCAAAGCUUGUCGCUAGCAUUGAGAUGGAGAUGUUCGAUAUAUUUCGCAACACAGAUAGCAAAUACAUGAACAAGUACAGAACAAUAAUGUUUAACCUCAAAGACCCAAGAAACAAGGGCUUGUUGUAUCGGGUAGUGCGUGGAGAAAUUGGUGCCUUCAGACUGGUCAGGAUGACUCAAAAGGACAUGCAAGCUACUAAGGCACCUGAGCCAAUUGUUAAAGAAACAGCACAGGUCAAGGAUGGAGUGGCAAAAGUUACAAGUCUGCAAAAGCCAGAAGCAGUAAAGGUUGAUUUGCUUAGUUUGAAUCCUGCUAAGUCAGACAAAAAACCUGAUACCUUGGAACAAAAGAGAAAUGUUUCUGCUCCUCCUGUGAAGCCCAGAGUUAACCAACUAAUCCAGAACAGUGCUGUGCCGAAUAUUCUUUCCUGCAUGCUUAAAGACACAACAUCCGAACACAAAGCCCAUCUGUUUGACCUGAAAUGCAAGAUAUGCACAGGUCAGAAACUAGCUUCAGAAGGGGAAGAACCUGCCAAGAAAAAAGUCAAGACAUCUAUAUCAAGAGAGAAGCAUGAACCAUUUUGGAAGAAGUCUGCAGCAAACUCCCCUCUGCGAGCACCGCCUGACUCACCUGAUAUGGAUUCUCCAGCAUCUCCACCAACAGGGCCUUCAUCACACCUCAUUAUGGACUCUCCAAAACUGACUAUUGUUGAAUCACCUGCUUCCCCAACAAUGGAUUCUCCAACCUCCCCUACUUUAGAGUCUCCUGCUUCCCCUAUCAUGGAGUCUCCUGCAUCACCAACUCCAGAAACUCCUGAAGCAACCCAACCAAAGAGAACAUAUACACCUGUGGCUGUUCUGACUGUCCCCACUGUAACUAUCUCGAGACGUGAUCCUCGCACAGCAGCAAAUAGGUUCACUGCUUCUCCUGCUAAUCCUAAUACCACAGUCCAUAACCAAACACCCCCUUAUGCCCCUCUUAAAGAGACCAUUGCCUCCCGCUCUGCACCGCAAUCCUCACCAAAACCCCCCCUAAAAGUACCCAAAUCUAUCUUAAUGAAGCCAUCCUCCACUGCCGAUCCCAGACUAUAUGGGGCUUCCUCAAGAAACAUGGCCCCUCGAUCCUCAGCUGAUGGUGAUACUGUACAGUUUCUUGCUAAGCAAGACUUUUUAUGGAAAGGCUUUCUGAAUAUGCUCACUGUUGCUAAGUUUUGUACUAGGGGAUAUCUGGUUUCUGGAUCUGCUGAAAACCUUAAAGCGGAUCUACCUGAUACCAUACAAAUCGGUGGACGAAUCUUACCUGAAACAGUCUGGGACUACGUUGAAAAAUUAAAAACCUCUGUUACAAAGGAGUUAUGUGUGAUUCGGUUUCACCCUGCAACAGAAGAGGAAGAGGUAGCCUAUGUCUCCCUGUUUUCCUAUUUUAGUAGCAGAGGACGUUUUGGCGUGGUUUCCAACAUCGGCCGUUCCAUCAAGGAUGUAUACCUUGUCCCACUCAGUGCAAAUGAAUCAAUCCCAUCCAUACUCCAGCCCCUUGAAGGACCAGGACUAGAAAAAAAAAGGCCCAAUCUUCUUCUGGGUCUAGCUAUUGUUCAGAAGGGAAAACGUCCAGGAAGCUUGUCUCAGGAAACUGAAGAGAAGAAACCCAAGGUUAACGUGUCCAAAGACCCUAUGUGGAUUCCAAAACCCCCAGUUCUCUAUGGUUCUGACAAACUAGAGAUAUUCCAACCCUAUGAUCCAGAAACCCCUGCUAAUACCACACCUCCUGGAUCACCAUCAGGCUCUUCUUCUUCUGGGUCAGUACCAUCUCUUUCAACCUCUGUUAGAGUACCUCCUCCUAUUGUAUCUGUUUCUGCUACAGAGACUAAAUCUAAAUGUAACUCUGACAAGAGUCCCACACUGACAACCAAUGAAAAGUCACCACUACAGACUAUUUUGAAAACUUUGUUUUUCAGUAAGCAGUCUGAUGCCAUGGUCUCCUCUGAUGGACGUGCUACAAAAACAGCAAGUACCAAGAAGAUCCCAGUGCUUUCUAAAGUGUCUGGACCAAUGGUGGAUCCAAUUGUCCAACAGUAUGGACAGAAAUCUAAAGUCAAAGAGAUAGAAGAAGAGGAGAAUGACUUUGACAGACCAUAUGACCCAGAGGAGGAAUAUGACCCUGCAGUGGGAUAUAAUGCUGUUACUUCACAGACCAAAGAAAAACAGAAGAUGGAUUGUUCUACAUUACCAAACAUUGUGGAAGAUGAUGUGGCUUAUGAUCCAGAGGAUGAAACCAUCUUUGAAGAUAUUCAAAGUGAUACUCCUGUAACUAAGCCCCCCGUUCCAACUCUGUUGGAUUCUGCAUCAUGCUCAACACCAGUUUCAACUUCUACGACCCCGCAGAGCAGCAGUGGAGUAGUUACGGUACUGCCAAAACUUCCAACAGGCAGUGUGGUGGUUUCAGCAGCGACACUGAGUGAACAACAGAGGAUGCUUGAGGAACUCAACAAGCAAAUUGAAGAGCAAAAACAGCAGUUGAAAGAGCAGGAAGAGGCACUGCGACAGCAAAGAGAAGCUGUGGGUAUGUUCAUGGCUCACUUUUCUGUUUCAGAUUCCCUAAUGUCUCCCCCAACAAAAGCAUCACCGUAUAGCCAACUGCCACCUGGGAAGUGUGGUAUAAAGCAAACACAGAAAACACCUUCAAAUAAAACAGACAAGGUGAGCAUUCUUACAGAGACAAAGGAUAAUUCAGAUGGGGAUUCAGAAACGUUUAAGCCGGAAGACCCAACUGCUGGCGAUAACUUAAGAAAUGACAGUAAUACUACUGUUGAAGAGCAAGAUCAAACACAGAAAAACAUUGAGGAAUGUGACAAAUAUUCUUCUGCUGGAGAAAUCGAGGACUCUGAUGUAGCUUAUGAUCCUGAGGAUGAAUCACUUUUUGAUGAAAUCCAGGAGGAUGUAUUUAAAGUAGGAAGUACAAAGACGAGUGAUUCUUCUUUUAGAGCAGGGGAUAGUGCUUGUCAUAAGAGCGUGUCUCCAAAUUCAUACCACAGCAGAAAGAGAAAGUCAUCACCAAAAAGGCGGAGUCGUCAUGAAAGAAGAAGUCCAUCAAGAAGAUCAGGACAUCGUUCUCGUUCACAUUCCAGAAGACAUAGAGACAGGGAUAGACACAGAAGAAGUGAAAGGGACAGGUCAAGGCAUAGAGUGAGAGACACAUCUGAACACCAUCAUAAAGACCAAACUACACGCCAACAUUCUCGUGGGCGAAAACGAUCUCCAUCAUCCUCUAGAAAAAAACAUUCAGAAUCCCUUUCACCAAAACGACACAGAGGUCCUUUGCCACAGGUCACUGAGAAGACACAACAAGCAAGUGCUCCAUCCAGUCCUCCUGACUCUGUUGUAGGAAAAAUUGUAGACAGUAAAACAUCAUUGUUUUCUCCAGUAGCUAUCAAAAAUGAUCCAGAUGGAGAAAAGUUGGAGGUUAAUCACGCUCAGAGCUCUGAUCAACACUCCCUCAAAGUUAUUGCUAACGUGAAAACUGAGAUUUUAGAACCACCAGAAUUGCAAGACCUUGAAAGAAAAUCUGACAGUGAUCGCAAUGACAGUAAUUCCUCGAAACAGGUUGAUAAACCCUCACACCAGGAUACAUUUUUUCAUGACAAAUGUGAAAAUCCAAUUCCUCUUCGGGAAAUUGAUCCACCACUUCGAGAUUCUCCUGAGAGCCCAGACCCAGAGCCACAAUUUUUAAAAGCGUCCAACAUAGAAAAGGUUGAUGACGCUACGAUUGAGGGAGACAAAGAUCCAGAAGAGCAUAUCAAUGUCCCCGUUCUAAAAGUUGGAUGUGAAGAUGAUUGCCCACCACAACAAGCAACAAUGUUGUGCAGAGCUGCUGGUGUACAAAGCCCAGUGACCAGAGUUCAAGGUGUGAUGGAAAGACCUAAUCAAAUGGUGGCAGAAAGCCCUAUGUUAAAGCAUUCAAAAAUGAUGUUUCCACUGGGAGAACAUUCAAGUGUAGAUAUUCCAGGCAUUGGACCUGAAAUAAAUCCAGUUUUAAAGCAUUCAGGACCUAACUCAGGUCUCACAGAUAUAAUAAGAGGACCAAGCAAACAAAACGAGAGGGAAAGUCCAUUGUCAGAUAAAGCAGGGCCUGAUAUUGCAACUGCAGGGUCAUGCCAUCAUUUAUCAGAUGAAAGACAUAUAAAGACAGAUACAGGGGGACAUGUUAAAGACGGCAGAGAUGUUAGUUGUCUGCAGAAGGGUUUAUCUCAUUUAAAAACAGAAGACUUUAGAUCGCAUUCAGAUAAUCCAGAUAGCAUGUCUGGUCCAAUGACAGUAGAAAUACCACAGGGGGGUCCAAGGUUAGAGACUGGGAUUCAUCAUGCUGAUGUUUUCAGAUCCCAUAAUAUAGUUGGAGAUGAAACUGAUUUAACUUUAUCUGCUAUGCAUGUGAUGGGUGAUUGUCAAAAAAAUGAAGACAUCCCAAAUAUUGCAAAUCCAAACUGGAGAAACCCAGGACCCCUGCAGACUAGUCAAAAUAAAGGACUUGGGCCACACAUGAGAGCACCAGAAUGGAACAACUUGAGAUCAGAAAAAGGAGAUGAUUGGAAUGUUUCACAUUUGAGAGGGCCAGAUCAAGUCAGAGUAUGGCCAUUUACCCAAGAGAACUCUUGUGGAAACAAGUCUGAUAGCUGGGGCCCAACGAUGGAGAAGCAGGUGCCUCAUAGAGGAAGUGUUGCAAACUUUCAAUAUAUGCAACCAGAGAGUAAAAUAAGAAUUGAACACGACCCAAAGCAGCAUGGUAGCGGACCAGGGGGUUCCGAUUUUAUGGGACCAGGACCUGAGAGGGGGCCUCCUCAGGUGCAUUUCCCUAGGCAUGACAGGAAAGGAGUAAUGGUUCCAGAUUUAAUUGGAAAAGGGCCUGAAAGGAAAGUACAUGAGGGGGAGGCACAAAUGCAUGAUUGGAAAGGACCAGCACAUUCAGGAUUCAAGAGACAAGUAGCCGAAAGGAGAGGUCCUGCAACUGAGGCCCCAGUGCAUGAUAGGAGAGGACCAGGGGGUCCAGAUUUCAUAGGACAAGGAUCUGAAAGAAGAGGUCCAUCCAUCAACAAUGAAGGACCUGAAUUAAGAGUACCUUGUGGUCCAGACUUUGUAGAACCAAACUUUGACAGAAGGUAUUUAGCUAUGGGUGGUCCUGGGCCUGACAGAAGAGGACCUGUGGAUCCUCAUCGUGUAGGAUCAGGCCCCGAAAGAAAGGAUCCAACUGUGGAGAGGCACAGACUGAAAAUAAGAGAGUCAACAUGUCCAGAUUAUAGGGAAACCUGGUCGGAAAUGAGAGGGCCAGAUGUGGUUGGUCCAGGGCUUGAUAGGAGAGAUCCCACUAUAGAGGGUCCUGGGACUGACAGAAGAGGAGGUCCAGAUUCCAGAGAAGGGGGUGAAAGCAAAGGCUUUGGUAUAGAAGGUCCUGAGCAUUACAGGAAAGGAAAUUUAGAAUUUAUGGGAUCUAGACUUGAGAGGAGACGUCUAUCCAUGGAAAGUCCUGGGCCUCCUAAUAGAGGUUUUGCUAUGGCUAGUCCUAGGAUUGAAAGAAGAAAAUUAGAAGGUCCAGAUUUUAGUAGGCCUGUGCAUGAAAUGAGAUGUCCCACUGUGGACAGCCAUUAUCCUGAGAGGACAGGACCAUUAGGUGCAGAUGUCUGGUUACCAGGAUCGGAAAGAAGAGAACCGGAAUAUCAAAAUGCUGGAGGACAUGGUUGUGACAGAAGAGAACCAUAUGUGGAAGACACUCAGUGCAACUUCAUUGGGCAAGGGCCAGAACAAACUGGCCCAGCAAGAGAUAGACCAGGGCCUCGCGGCAGAAAGGGAGGGCAACAUAAAACACAAGGUGUAUAUCCAAAUAUUGAGGGUCCAGGAUACAACAGGGCAGAUCCAGACUUCAGGCGACCGGGUUCUGAUAUGUUAGAUCUAGCAGUCAACAGGAGGGGGCCAGAGGGUCCAAGAAUGGGGAGACCAGGGCCUCAACAGGGCCUAAACAUGGAAAGCCCAAGGCCAUUAAGAAGAGGUCCAGGGGCUUCAAACAUCAGGGAAUUUGGUUCAGAAAAAAUACCUUCAAAUAUGGAGUAUACCACCGAUGGCAGACACUUUCCAAGAGAUCCACAUUUCAGGGACCCUGAGUCAGAAAUAGCACCUCAAGAAUUGAAGGACCCACAAUUUGAUAGAAAAAGUACAUUUUUAAAAGGACAAGGGCCUGACAGAACUAUUACUGGGGGUCAGUGGGGUGUCAUAGGUCAAGGAAAUUAUAGAGGACCAAAUAUUGAAAGUAGAGAUCCUAACACAGAGGGCCCAGUUCCUUAUAGACCAAAACCAGAAGACUCAAAGUUCAGAAAACCUUGGAUUGAAAGGCAUCGCCUAGACAUGGAGGUUCCACAACCAGACUACGUAGAAUCACAACCAGACUACGUAGAAUCACAACCUGACUACGUAGAAUCAGAUGGCUCUGAUUUUAGAGGUCCAUGCAUCAGAGAGGAAGGGGCACCUGUAGAGGGUCUCAAACAUGAGAGAAGAAAUCACUGGGGAAAGACUGAACCUGUUCGAGAAAGCCAAGAUAUAGAUGUUCAGGAAUCUAAUAGAACUGUUAGAAACUUUAGAGCUCGAGGGCCAAUGAGAGGAAAUAUCAGAAAGCCAUGGUCAAUUGGCAGAGGCACUGCACCUGGUGGUAGUGGCACAGACUUUAGGGAGCAGUGGUCGGAUAGAAGAGAAGAUGGUCCGAUUGAGCACAGGCAUGAACCUUGCAGGCAAGGUGAGUGGAGAGACUCUGGAAGAAGUGGACAAGAAAGACAAAAUAUGCAAUGUCCAGGUGAUAUAAGGGAUCCUGGGGAUGACUGGAAUGAUCCUGAUUGUAUGCAUCCAGGGCCUUUUCAAGAUAAUUCAGAGAUGAUUGCUCCAGGGCCCAGUGGAAGAGAACAAGGAAUGGAAUGGAGGGAGCCUGAGGAAGAGGUUUCUGGGCUAUAUUUUCGAGGUGAAAGAAACGCAGAUACUAAAGGACAGAACUAUGAUAGAGGCCGAGGAAGAGGAAGAGGACGAGGACGAGGACCAAGUAUACAGCGAAACAUAGAUGGACCUCGAGGUCAUAGAAGGGGGCCAGAUUCACUUAAUACAUUCCCAGAUAGGAAAGCAUUUAAUACGGAAGGUCUUGAUCGAAGAGGCCCAGUAGGACCGGACUGGAGACAUCCAGGACCAGGCUUCAGAAAUUCACUUACUGAAGGUCCAGGGUCUGAUGCUGUAGAUAUGGAAGAUCCUGGACCAGGCGGGCAAGGAUUUGAGCCUGAUUUUAGACCAAACUGGAAAAGCUCAAAAAUGAGACGGCAGGGGCCUUGUAAAACUGAUAUGAGGGGGGCUGCACCAAAAGGUUCAGAUUUUAGACAUGGACCUGAUAGGUGGGAUGAAAACAGAGAGUUCCCUGAAUCUGAUAGAAGAGCUCCAGACAUGGGGAAUGGGGAAGAUGGACAGAGGGACCAUACAAACAGUAGUGAAAGAAGAGGUCCUUACCCGGUUUCUAGAUUCCAAGACUGUAGUGAAUCUAAUUCACCAUUCAAUACAUCUCGAGGUCCAGGUCCAAAGAGUGGAGAUAAAUCGUUCCCUGUUUUUGACAGCCCACGAAAUCAACAGAGACAUAGAGGUGCCUUACUUCCUACUCCAACAGCAGGUCCCCUACCUUUCCCAAAUCCCAUGAUCAAGAAUCAGUUAUGUCACCCGACAAACAUGGAGCCAAGAAGAGGGAAGGCACUGGACGGUCUGCACAGAGGCCAUGCAAGUGGGAAAAGACGAGGAGGCGCAAUUGGUCCAACAAGUAUAGUGGGGGGAAACAUUGGAGAGGAACGUGACUUUUGAAAUAAUAAACAUGCUCUUUAACUGGGCACAUGCUGAGAUUAACAUAGGAAGACAUGGAAAGAAUGUUAAAAGUUUCCUAAUAAAAGUUCAACGUACCUACAAACAAAAUCAUGCAAAAAAUUUGACAUGGUAGCUUAACAUAGAAAUGAUUGGAUUUAUGGGUAUUGUGUUCUGUUUUUGUUUAACACUAAAUAGAUAAGGAUUAUUCUUUCUUAAAUGUAAUGAUCCGCUGUAAAUAUGAAUUGGUGUACAUUUGUAGUUGGAAAAGCUUUGGAAAAAUUUGUACAGAAAAUGUACAGUUUUUUGUUGUUAUUGUUUGUUCUUUUGUUUUAAAAAUAGUCCUAGUUUCACCACAAUAGCCUUUAUGGGGCUUUCAUGUUCUGCUGAAAAAACUUGUCUCUGUUCUUAGAAUCCAAGAGCUCAAUAAAGUAACAU
Molecule: messenger RNA, 10870 nt
Organism: Cololabis saira (Pacific saury)
Lineage: Eukaryota; Metazoa; Chordata; Actinopteri; Beloniformes; Belonidae
Product: death-inducer obliterator 1
Exons: 16
Coding region: 113-10435 (3440 amino acids)
Biological process (GO): DNA-templated transcription; regulation of DNA-templated transcription
Cellular component (GO): nucleus
Molecular function (GO): DNA binding; DNA-binding transcription factor activity
Source: RefSeq, a predicted model, not a curated record